Messenger RNA from Cynoglossus semilaevis (tongue sole), 1947 nucleotides. RefSeq lists its product as uncharacterized. The coding region runs from base 443 to 1204 and encodes 253 amino acids. The record is from RefSeq and is a predicted model, not a curated record. NCBI's taxonomy places the organism in Eukaryota, Metazoa, Chordata, Actinopteri, Pleuronectiformes, Cynoglossidae. The transcript has 5 exons.
AGUGGGGAUUUUCUUAUUUGCUCUGCAAGUCAACCAAGACGAUAUCAACAAAGGACUGCACCGAUUAACCACAGAGUUUUAUUUUUCUUUUCUGAGACUUUGCCAGUUGUUCUUCAAGAAAUGAGCUAUUAUUUCUGUUCCUGAAUUUGAGUGCAUCACAAGUUCCUCCCAGUCUGCACCACAUGUCCAUGAUCGUCUUUGAAGUCUUCUGUUACAGGAGGUGCUUGUGCUACUGUAGGUGUCAGAACUAUAAGUCAGAGAUCCUGCAAGUUCCUGUUGACACUGUCGUCCUGACACACAUACAAAUACAAGCUAGUUUUUUUUCUUAUAAUCGAACCUCCUAAUAAAACCAGGAGGUUUAUCGAUAACUGAAGCGUCAGUGAACUCUGAGACCCAAGGACCAUCAGGACCUGGUAGGCAAAACAAACGAUUUUCUUCCACCAUGGCUGACAAUGUGAUCACUAAGCCACUGGGGUUGGUGCUGAUCGCCACUGCACACAUGGUUUUCGGACCUGGUGGGGCAGAGGUCAUCGGGACCCUGGGCAACAACAUCACACUAACCUUCACAUUUAAUGAGACUGCCAUUAAUUACAACAGCCACUUUGCUGUUUAUUUAAACGAUAGAAAGAUCGCCGAGUAUACAGGACACAGGCGUUUCAUGCUGGGCGAUGUUUUUGACAUUUAUCAAAACACAUCCGUACGAUACCACAUCUCAAAACUGUAUUUAAAUAAGAGUGGUUCUUACCGGAUGACCUUGUUCCAAGACUCAACAAAGCUUAAAGAGAGUGACAAUGAAGUCCAUCUGACUGUCCUAAGGGGAAACACCAGCAGCACAGUAGGUCCACUGCAGGAAAACAUCACUACGACCACAAGAAGUGAAAGCUCUACCUUUGCCCUGCCUACUGAUAUGAUCUUUGUCCUCGUGAUUUCAUUGUUUCUUCUGACCGUGGCAUUAUUUUCAUUGCUCAUCUGGUGUCUUGUGAGAGUCAAAGCUCGACAACAACAAUAUGUACCACAACAGAACUCUAACACCACAACUCAGGACACCAUUAACAUAUCCAACUCCCCACCUCAACCUCCGUUGGUCUACAGCGUCCUGGACUUCCCUAAGAGACCCGCAGCCACCAGUGUAAACUCAGACAAUACAGAGUAUGCUAACAUUAGCUACGUGUCAGAGAAGAUGCACAGCUCAAUGCAAACCUAGCGAUGAAAGCGUUAACAGCCACCGUUCUGCAAGAGGAAAUGCAAGAUUGUAUGAUAACAACUGCUGUCGCUAACACCACAUCAUUUUAAUAAACAAUUUCUGUACAUUCUGUAAAUAAUUUCCACUGACACUGACGUCAAAGUCUUUCCAAAUGCCUGGUGAUAUUUUUAAAAUAAAAACAGAAAUGACAACAGACGUCUGGCUGAAGCGGCAUCUACCGCGGCAUCCUAAGGGUUGGAUGCCACACUGACUGCAGACAUUUUAAAGUAUACAACAUGAACUUAUAUGUAUCGACCUGGUCAACAUGCCUGCAGAACAGCGAUCACCAACUGGCAGCACGCAGGCCAAGUCUGGCCCACCGAAAUCAUCCAAUCGGGCCCUUGACCGAAUCAAACAAUAAUGUUGACAAAAUGGUGGUUUUUAUUCCAUUUUGUUUGAGUGUCUGGCCCCAAGGUGUCUGUCCAGAAUAACUCUAGCCCUCCAACAUAUAUAAUUGAUGACCCCUGGUGUAUAAUUUGGCUCCUCUCCUCUCAACAUUUUUCCAGUGGGUGGUAUUAGACAAAGGAAAUGUGUAAAGUCCUGGAGAAAAAAAUAUGGAUGAACGUAGUAACAGGCUUACAUUAGUAAGGUUCCAGUAGAGGGGGCUAGGGUGCAGGGACAGUGUGAAAUGAAGAUUGUGAAAUGGAUGCAAUCAUUUUGUUGAUCAGGUGUCUGUUCAAUGACAUUAAAGGAUUUUAAAUCUU